This is a messenger RNA of Scatophagus argus, 2251 nucleotides long. RefSeq names its product serum response factor-like. Lineage: Eukaryota; Metazoa; Chordata; Actinopteri; Scatophagidae. The coding region runs from base 504 to 2102 and encodes 532 amino acids. Gene Ontology annotation, molecular function: protein dimerization activity; serum response element binding; DNA-binding transcription factor activity, RNA polymerase II-specific. Gene Ontology annotation, biological process: positive regulation of transcription by RNA polymerase II. The record is from RefSeq and is a predicted model, not a curated record. The transcript has 8 exons.
UUUGUCCAGUAUGUAGAACUAUAUUCCAAAGAGGAAGGAUAUGUUCGGGUGCUAUUCGUCACUUCCUUAUGUGGAGCGGAGUGUUUGUGUGGGCCGGGCCUUACUGAUCACUGUACAAAAUUACAACUUUAUAACUUUACUCAUUGUUAUUCGUAAAAUCGGAUCAUAUUUAAUGCAUGGAGUGUCUGCUGGUCUUCCAUCUGAUGUUAGGGUUAGAGUUAGGCUGCUCCGCCUCAACUCUUGGUGAUUUACGGAGUUUCCUGAUGACAGAUAGCUUGACUUGUUGCUAAAGUAGCCGCUGAAUGCUGCUAUCUGUAACUGUUAGCUAGUUAGCUCAACUAGCCGUGCAGCUAGCGGUGCACAGCGACAGCGGUUAGCUGAUUCUGUCCGGGAGCUUGGAGCCCCGGGCCAGUGUCGGUGUUUACACCAUCAGCACAGGCGAUUUGGAUCGCUGGGGGGCGGAGGGGGUUUAGGCCCCGAUCAGAUAGGGGAUCCAGCAAAGAAUGCUGGCGGGGAGCGGCGCCGGAAUGGGAACCAGAACCGGAACCGGGCGAGCGGGCAACGGGACCGGACUCAACAGCCUCUCAGUGAACACGGCCGCACCGGUAACUGUCACAGCCUCCGAGACCCACGGAGGCCAGUUUGACGACAGGGAAUACGGUCCCGAGGUGGUUUACAGCGGCUCCGAGCAGGACUCUGACUCCGGGGAUGACGAAGACACGGCAGGUUCAGGCGGGGAGAGGAGGGGAGUGAAGCGGGAGAGGAGCGAGAGGGAAGUCGGACAUCAGUCAGCGCCCACCUCUGGAGGUCUGAGCGGGGGUUACGGUGGGGUCAGCCCGGUGGUGCCAGGCGCCAAACCGGGCAAGAAAACCAGAGGAAGAGUCAAGAUCAAGAUGGAAUUCAUAGACAACAAGCUGAGGCGCUACACAACCUUCAGCAAGAGAAAGACCGGGAUCAUGAAGAAGGCGUACGAGUUGUCCACGCUGACCGGGACUCAGGUGUUGCUGCUGGUCGCCAGUGAGACGGGCCACGUGUACACCUUUGCCACCAGGAAGUUGCAGCCCAUGAUCACCUCGGAGACGGGCAAAGCUCUGAUCCAGACCUGCCUCAACUCCCCGGACUCCCCGCCCCGCUCCGACCCCUCCUCCGACCAGAGGAUGAGUGCCACAGGCUUCGAGGAGACCGACCUCACCUACCAGGUGUCUGAGGCUGACGGCUGCUCUGAGGUUGCCAAGGAGCUGAUCAAACCAGUGUUCACUAUGUCCAACCUGCCCAGCACCACACAGUCUACACCAUCCUCCUCCUCCUCCGCCUGCUCUUCAGCCUCCUCUUCGUCCUCAGUGUCCAUGCAGGUGCAGACCAGCGCCGCCUCUUGGCAGCCCUCCCCCUCCACCAAUGGAACGGUGCUAAAGACAUCAGCUGGUGUUGUGCUACCUGGAGGCUUCACCUUAAUGUCAGGUGCCUCACUGGCCCCUGGCACACACACCAUCCCCCUCAGCCAGCUGCAGGGCCAACCUCUGGCCAUCCAGGGCCCCGUGGCCCCUGGCCCCACUGCCACACUGCACGCUCCGCCCACACAGCCGACCACGCUGCUUCGCCUCCCCGCCACCGUGUCACUGUCAGCAGGAGGCGGAGUCUCCCAGCACCUACAGACCUUUCAGGUGCAGACCAGCAGUCAGCAAACCUCCACCAAUCAGAGCAUCUCUGACAUCCACAAUCCCACAUCCUCCACAGCUGCUCUUCCUGCCUCCGUCGCCGCCGCCUCCUCCUCCUCUUCUUCUCCCUCGUCCUCCUCCUCCUCAGUGGCAGGUCACAUGAUGUACCCCGGCGGCCACACCGUCAUGUAUGCUGCACCGACGCCCUCACUGGCCGACGGCAGCCUCACCGUCCUCAACACUUUCCCUCCGACAGGCCACGCCCAGUCACAUGACCCUGGCUCUCUGCCGCAGGUCUUCCUCACCUCACUUCCUCCCGUUGCCACUCAGAUCCCAGUGUCUGCUGUCCAGCUCCACCCGAUGGUGAUCAGCCAGCAGAGCAGCAGCAGCAACCUGACGGAGCUGCAGGUCGUCAGUCUGGACGUCCACCAAUCCAAAGAGGACUGAUUGUCACAUAACUGACAAGACACUCACGCACACGCACACAAGAGAUGAUGCCGUGAACUUCCUGUUUACUUCACUUUGUGCUUCGUCAUCAUGUAAACAACAGCAGCAGACUGAAACUUCCAGAAUAAAGUUGGAAUAUUUUGACAAAA